CAGAAAGUAGGUUGCAAGUCUGUUCUGUACAUCGAAACAUCAUGGUUUUCAAAAUCGUGUUGGUAGCGGUUUGCUUUACAUUUGCUGUAUCAGCUACUUCUGAAAUAGCGCAGCCUCGCAUUGCUGGUGGUACACCCGUUCCCGUGGAACAGUACCCGUAUGUAUCCGCCUUCGUGUACUACUAUCCUCGACCUGACCUCUGGGUACAGAGAUGCGCUGGGACUAUAGUCUCCUCCUGGCAUGUCAUCACGUCAGCUUUUUGCUUUACGGGUGCCACUUUACCCAAUUAUCGUAUUAGGGGCGGUUCCACUUAUAGUAUGAACGGCGGACAAGUGGUUUCCAUUAGAGAAGUCGUUAAACACCCUGAGUUUGUUGAAACUCCUCGUAAAAACGACAUCGCGGUUGUGAUUCUUCAGGAGGUUUUCAGAUUAAGUGGCAGUCUCAAUAUCAUGUACCUCCCUCCUAAAAAUAUUGACAUCCCAAAUGGAAUACCAGCUACUGUUGUUAGUUGGGGAUUUGAAUCAGAACAAGGCCCUAUCCAUAACUCUCUCAUGGCAAUCACCUUGACCACAGUUCCUUUGGAACAAUGUCAGCAGAUCUACGCUGACGAUGCUGAUAUUAAAAUUAAUGAAGCCGUUAUAUGUGCUAACGCGGCGAACUCCGGCGUUUGUUCGGGGGACAUGGGUGCUCCGCUUGUGUCCGGUGGUGUAUUAAUAGGAGUGGCCUCCAACCAUAAGGGAUGCGGUUCGCAGAACUAUCCUGAUGUCUUCACAAGAAUCGACGCUUACGUAGAUUGGAUCAUGGAAGUGGCUGUUGCGCCGUCAAGUUAAAUGUAUCUUAAUUAAUUACUUAGGGGCCGAUCAGUUUAUGAAAAUAAAACAACAAUCGUUAUAAAAAUA
Messenger RNA from Danaus plexippus (monarch butterfly), 899 nucleotides. RefSeq names its product trypsin alpha-3-like. Gene Ontology annotation, molecular function: serine-type endopeptidase activity. The coding region runs from base 42 to 830 and encodes 262 amino acids. The transcript is spliced from 5 exons. Gene Ontology annotation, biological process: proteolysis. The record is from RefSeq and is a predicted model, not a curated record. NCBI's taxonomy places the organism in Eukaryota, Metazoa, Arthropoda, Insecta, Lepidoptera, Nymphalidae.